Molecule: messenger RNA, 5807 nt
Organism: Solanum pennellii
Lineage: Eukaryota; Viridiplantae; Streptophyta; Magnoliopsida; Solanales; Solanaceae
Product: G-type lectin S-receptor-like serine/threonine-protein kinase At1g11330
Exons: 9
Coding region: 3592-5724 (710 amino acids)
Biological process (GO): recognition of pollen; protein phosphorylation
Molecular function (GO): protein serine/threonine kinase activity; ATP binding
Source: RefSeq, a predicted model, not a curated record
GCUGAAGAUUCAUAGUCUAUAGCCUCCAGUGUAUUACCCUUCAAUACUGGAACUUGUUGCUCUGAUAGUUCCUAAAUGGGUUGACAGUGAAAUGAAUGGAUCUCCAUGUUGAUCCAAAUGUUUUCGACCCAUCACUUGAUGCUAGCAGAUCAAGACAUUUCCAUGGUUCAUUCUUAUUAAUUUCUGAUCAUUCAGUUCCUUAUCAUCAUAAAUGCCUUGCAAAAUAAGUCAUAUUGAUGAGAUGCAUCAUGCUUUCUCUGCGCGUGCUUUUAAGGAAACAUAUAAUGGCUGAUUUUUGUUGAAGGUCAGUCUCCAUUGCUUAUAAUAUUGCGUUGUCCUCAACAUAGUAUCCAUUUUGCCUGAAGAUCAUCCGUUUAUUUGUGCUCUGGUAUGGUUUUGAGAGGUUCAGGGUGAAGCAUUUAUUUUGCUUUACAAUAAGAAAUUCAUCCAUUUAAUGUAUGGAGGCAGUAAUCUUCUAUUGAAUGGCUUAACACCUUAGGUGCCUGCAUUAUUCAACAUCCAAAAGAAGGUUUUAGUUUCUGCUAUAGCGGUGUAUAUAAUUGCACAGUGACAGACCUGCUACUCAUCACGGUUUCUUUAAGGGAACCUUCAACAUAUACGCAAAAUUGCUGAAAUGAAGUAUUUUGGGGAUAAUUCUGCAAGCACUAAUUUUCUUUUUGAUAAAGGUAAAGUUGUAUUCCUCAGCAAUGAGGGUAUGCGGGCAACCACCAAAAAGAUUUACAGCAGUGACCCCAAAAAACCAACUCAAGAUAGCUGCUACUAAACUUAUAAAGAAGAAAAAAAAAUUAUAACCUGUCCAGCAUCCUCUAUACCCUCCUCUUUACACCAAAAAGAGAGUCUUCAUACAACGCCAUUUGAUCUUUUGGACUGAUUCUGCAGUGUUUUCUAGACACCUCUUGUUUCUUUCUCUCCAAAUAGUCCACCAUAUACAGGAGGGUAUCAUGUUCCACCAUUUCUUCUGGCUCUUACUCCCCCCACCCAGCAACUAAGAAGGUCUGCAGUACUGACAGGUAAAUCUCUCGAACCUAAUUACUGCUGGAAAAUCUAUUUGUCUGUAGUGAUUUACAUAACGACUUCCCCAUUACUUUAACAAGAAAGAUUAAAGACCUUCAGGUUUAGAUGUUAAAAUUUGUUUCUGGAGAAACUAGGUAGGUCUCUAUUCUAGAGGUCCAAUAAACAUGUAACAUGUUGAAGCUUAAAUAUUAUGUUAAGUAUAUGAUUUUUGCACAUUUAGUUAUAUGUCUGUUAGUUUCAGGAUGUGGUUUCAAGCUCAUAUGAUCUUUGAGAUGAAGUCUAAUGUCAUUUUUGCUUUGUAUUUUGUGUUUUUGUGAAAAGAUUGACUUCGAACAUGAUUUUUCACUUUUGUGCUUUCUUCUAUCUGUUCUUGUGAAAAGCGUGACUGAGAACUAUGUUGCUUCCUAUGUGUACUGAAAACAAUUAUUGAUAUCAAAACAAUGAUCCUUAGCAGUUAACAUUUACGUUGAAGAGUUUAUGUCAAAAGCUAAAAGAAUAGAUUUUUAUUGUAAGUGUUAAAGUUUGAUGGUAACUUUGCUACUGAAAAUUGAGAGGAGCCAUCUGAAUAUCAACAGAAGAAAGGCUAGCUUAGACUUAGAGUAUGGGAUGGGAUACAAUUAAUUAGUUUAUUGUUGAUUAAUAUAUUUUGAAAUUGUUGCCCUUGAGAAUAGCAUUAGAGAGGUGUAGGGCUUUGUUCUAGUAGUAUGAGCUUAGUGCACGUCACAGGUUCGAUAUUUAAGUGGAGAAGGGUAGAAUGGCGGGCUCAUUAUUACCAAGUUUCAAACUGUGCACCACUGCCUCUCAGGAUUUCUUGGUUAUAAAAAACAAACAAAAAUAUGGCGUAAGAGAGACAUUUGCUCAAUUGUUAGUUCAUUGUUUUUGGGUUAAACAAUUUUCUUGUGGGUUUCUAAUAUUGGUCAAGUUGGGUCGAAACAAAAAAAAAGACCUUUUGCUUACUCCACAAAAAUACAGCACAGUUUCUAAUUUGAGCACAAGUGUAGAUUCUUGUGACUUUUGAUUAAAUAAUAUUAUGAGAAUGUAAGACUGACAGAUUUGAAAACUUUGAGCCCUAUAAUUUUAACAUGAUAACCUCCUACUGAUAAUUGUCACUUCUCAUCACCUGUCUAUAUCUUGUUAUCUUCUAGUGCUUUCAGCUUAUUUCUUCAGGGGUCUAUGGGGCUGGGUCGCUUCUUUGCCAUUCCUUACGUCUAGAGGAGAAAUCAUUGCAAAAAAUGGAAGAAAGAGCUGCUUUGGCUAAGAUAACUCACUGAAUCAUGAGGAUUUCCUGCAAUAUGUCAAGUAUAUUUCUUAUUGGACUUGAGCACUCUUGGCCUUGUUCUUCGGUAAGAAAAUUCAACACAUGAUGGCAUUGAGAAGAUAUUGUGAGACGAAGUGGUUAAACAUCCCACUGGAAUUUGAUUUCUCCUAAUUGAUGUGUAAUAUGUGUGCACUAUUCUAGCUUAGAUGGAUUCUGUAGUCUACUUAAACUUUUCCUCCCAUACAUGUCAUGUAAGACUUAGUUUGCUAUUUACUUCUUGUAUUUUUGAGUUUGGUACUAUGAAGGUAAUGGGCUUUUGUGAUGUAUUAUCUUUAUUAUAAGUUUGUCAUUUUUAGUAAAUGUGAUUGUACCAUAUGAUGUGCACACAUGUUUCAUCGUUAAAUAUAGUGGAACACAGCGAAAGGGAAAUUAUUCAAAGAAUCCUUAUUACUACACCAGAACUACAUUACUACUCAUGGGUGUGGCGGGAUGGUUGAAAUCUCUCCUCCACCUUUAAUUAAAGUCUCAGUUUUAAGGCCCGGGUAAUGGAGAACUUUUGGUGGGGAGCACUUUCACAAGUAUGUAGCGUGAAAUUGGAUCAGUCUAGCCAAUGAGUUUCAGAUACUAUAUGUCUAAAGGUGAAUUUGGAUUAGUCUAGCCAUCAUUGUUUACUUUAGUGUUUUGUUCCAGGGUUGUGAAGGGAAAGAAAUCGGAUUUAUCGUGUGACAAAGGAGAGAAAACUGUAGUUUGUACAGAAGAAAUUUUGAAGUCUUUAUAGUAUGAACUGAAAACUGUAGUUUGAACUUUGAAAUGAGUCUUAUCCUCAUUUCUAAGACUGAAAUUUUGAGUCUUUAUAGUAUGAACUGAUUUUUAGCCCAAUUUUUUGAUUGGCUUGAAAGUCUCUGAUUGAGAAUGACAUGUGUGGCCUAAAAUUUUUUUGCUAGUUCUGUGGGGUUGGCAAAAUGGUUUUAUAGUGGACUUUGACAAUUUGGAAGCUUAUAAUAGUAAACUUUGUCUACUUAUUGUGCUUUGUUACAUAUAGCUUGGUAAUAGGAGGAGUAUUAGAAACCAAAAAAGAUGACCACCACCAGCAGAAAUGUGCAACAUUUUGUUCAUGUAAUUCUUGUUUUUCUUCAUUGUUUUAAUACAGGAUUUUGCACAGAAAUAGAUAGCAUUACCAGCACUCUAUCUCUGAGGGAUCCUGGGAUUUUAUCAUCUCCAGGAGGCGUCUUGAAGUUGGGAUUUUUCAGUCCUCUAAACAGCUCUAACAGAUUUCAGGUGAUGGAAAUGUCGUCGUUAUGAAUGGGGAGGAGGAGAUUCUUUGGUCAUCAAAUGUUUCAACCUCUCAGGUAAACUCAAUUGCCCUUCUCCAAGAUUCUGGGAACUUUGUUCUUGUAGAUCAUCUGAAUAAUGGGAGCACAAUAUGGCAGAGUUUUGAACAUCCUUCUGAUUCAAUUGUCCCUAAAAUGAGUAUAAGUGAAAACACAAGGACAGGGGAGAGGAUAGAAGUAAAAUCUUGGAGAAGCCCUUGGGAUCCUAAUUUCGGAAACUUUUCUCUAUUAAUGAAUUCUGGAUUCAUUCCUCAGGUGUAUAUCUGGAAAGGUAGUCAGCCCUAUUGGCGAAGUGGUCAAUGGAAUGGCCAGAUCUUUAUCGGAGUGCAGGAUAUGUAUUCUGUGUCGUCUGAUGGAUUCAAUGUAGUGAACAAUCGCGAAGGUACCGUAUAUCUUACUGGCCCUGGUGAUUUUGAUUUCUUAACGAAAUUUGUCUUGGAUUGGAAAGGUAACUUGGUUCAAUCAUAUUGGGAUGUGAAUGAGACGACCUGGAAGAUAAUAUGGUCAACUCCCAAUAACGAUUGUGAAGUUUAUGGAAUGUGUGGUCCAUUUGGUAGCUGCAAUCAUUUGGAGUCGCCGAUUUGUUCUUGUCUGAAAGGUUUCGAGCCAAAGCACAGGGAAGAAUGGGAAAAGGGGAAUUGGGCUAGUGGUUGUCUUAGGAGGAAAGUUUUGCAAUGUGAAGUAAGGAAUAACUCAGGGGAUUCAAGUAAAGAAGACGGAUUUCUAAAGAUAGGGUCAAUAAAAUUGCCUGAUUUUGCAGAAAGGUCAUCGACUAGAGAAGACCAGUGUAGAAGCCAAUGUUUGGGAAAUUGUUCCUGCAUUGCGUAUGCAUAUGACUCAGGUAUUGGCUGUAUGUCGUGGAAUAACAACUUGAUUGAUAUUCAGCAGUUCCAAAGCAGGGGGGAAGAUCUCUAUAUUCGCAUGGCACAUUCAGAGCUUGAUCAUCAUAAAGACAUAAAGAAAAUUGUAAUUCCAGUAAUCCUUGGUUUUCUUACACUCUGUGUUUGUCUGUUCCUUUGUUGUAGAAGGAUGGCCAGACGUAGAGGAGUAAAAAGGAAGAAGAUAAAUGUACUUGGUGACAGAAGUGCAGUUCAUAUGGAAGAGUUACCAGUCUUCAGCCUCGAUACACUUGCAAAUGCAACAUCCCAGUUCCAUGAGGAUAAGAAGCUUGGUCAGGGCGGUUUUGGUCCAGUUUACAUGGGAAAAUUGGAAGAUGGGAAAGAAAUAGCAGUCAAGAAGCUUUCAAAAGCCUCGGGACAAGGGCUGGAGGAGUUCAUGAAUGAAGUGUUGGUGAUCUCUAAAGUUCAACAUAGAAACCUUGUUAGACUCUUGGGAUGUUGCGUUGAUAAAGAGGAGAAGAUGUUGAUUUAUGAAUAUAUGCCCAAGAAAAGCUUGGAUGUGUUUCUCUUUGAUGAAGGACACCGAGGCAUUUUGGAUUGGAGAAAAUGUUCCACUAUAAUCGAAGGGGUUGGUCGAGGACUCCUUUAUCUUCACAGAGAUUCAAGAUUGAAGAUAAUUCAUAGAGAUCUGAAGCCAAGUAACAUUUUGCUCGAUAAUGACUUCAAUCCAAAGAUUUCAGAUUUUGGCAUGGCUAGGAUUUUCGGGUCUGACCAAGAUCAAGCAGACACAAGGAGAGUAGUUGGUACUUAUGGAUACAUGGCUCCAGAAUAUGCAAUGAAAGGAAGAUUCUCUGAGAAAUCCGACGUCUUCAGCUUUGGAGUUCUAGUGUUAGAGAUCAUCAGUGGCCGAAAAAGUACAAGUUCUUGGACUGAGACAUCCUCUUUUAGCCUUUUCGGAUAUGCAUGGAUGUUAUGGAAAGAAGAAGAUUUAUCAACUUUUAUCGAUCCAUUCAUAUUGAAUCCGAGCUCAGAAAUGGAGAUAAAAAAAUGCAUACAGAUUGGUUUACUAUGCGUUCAAGAAUUUGCUGAAGACAGGCCAAGUAUUUCAUCAGUUCUUGCUAUGCUUACCAGUGAAACUACAAGUAUUCCUACACCAUCACAACCUGCUUUUACAGAAAGACAUGAUUGUAUCUUCAAAAUGUGCAAUGAAACUAAUUGUACUUUGAACAAUAUCAGUAUCACAAACAUAACUGGUAGAUGAAAUCAUCUUUUUAAAGAUAUGCAUAAUUAUCAUUGUACGAUCCAUCCGUCUCAAUUUGUAUGAUAUCUUUGUCAUUCAUUUUU